AACUCAUAUAAAUGCCUCUACCUUGUGACUUCUGUCAAUUCUCUAUAUAAGCUAAUAUUUGAAGAGUGAUCAAGCUGGUUAAUUGGUGUCUAAUCAGAGGGCUUCCGUAUGGCUGCAAGAGGUCUGAAGAAGGCUUUCCGUUGGUUUCCGCAUUCCAAUGAAGAUCAUCAUCACCUGGAGGAAGACGAGGGAAGCAGCGAGAGGCGCGGCCUGCUGAGGAGCCACUUGGAACAGGUUGUGCCGGUCACUGAUCUUGAAGACGAACCGAACGCAUCAUCAUCAGCUGUGAAAGAACCAAAGACAGUAGCACUGAAGGUGUCUAUGCACUGCCAUUGCUGCGCGAGGAAGGUUGAGAAGCAAAUUUUGAAGAUGGAAGGAGUGGUGUCCUUCAAGGUGGAGCUGGAGAACAAGAAGGUGACCGUGGUCGGCAAUGUCAGCCCCAUGGAAGUCCUGGAGAGCAUCUGCAAGGUGAUGAAGUCUGCACAGAUUUUGGCGGCUGCCUAGUGGCUAGUACUUUUGUUUUGUCAACGUGUCAUACAUAGUACAUGUUUAUCGGACGAAUUCCGAUCACGAUUGUAAUCUUUAAGAGAAACGAUUCUUCAAUUAAAAAAGAUGCAAAUAUUAGGAAAUGACCUAAUACAAAAUAAUUAGAAGAGGUAAGGUUUCGAACCCA
Oryza sativa Japonica Group (Japanese rice) is the source of this 673-nucleotide messenger RNA. Its product is annotated as protein SODIUM POTASSIUM ROOT DEFECTIVE 3. The record is from RefSeq and is a predicted model, not a curated record. NCBI's taxonomy places the organism in Eukaryota, Viridiplantae, Streptophyta, Magnoliopsida, Poales, Poaceae. Gene Ontology annotation, molecular function: metal ion binding.